GUAGUUGCCUCGUGUUGUAUUGUGGGAAGUGUGCCCCUAACAAUCAUGGCAGACGCCUUCGGAGAUGGCUUGUUUAGCGUGUUUGACGAGGAGCAACAGACAACCUCGACCAAAAAGAUACCCGCGUCGUUGACCCCAGAUAUUGGGUAAAUAUGGAGGGUUUUUGUUUCAAGGUUUGGUGGAAAUGUGCAAAUAUUGUGCCGGUUAACGGGCAGUGAACGCAGCAUCAUGUGUGCUCGUGCCACUGAACGUUAACCUGCCGCGAGCCAACGUGUAUAAUAAACUAUAAACUCAUGAGCUGAAAUAUGCUUCCAUUACAGAAAGGUUGGUGGUAAAAACGGGUCUGAGAAAGAUGCUGGUCCAUCUGUCCGGGUCAAGAGGGAGGCAGACAGUGACGGAGGAGAGGAGGUGGUGUUUGGGAAGAAAGUUCGACUUGACACUGUCUCUGCAAAUGACCUCAAGUAAGAAGAGUUUCACCUGAAGACUGAGACUCUGCAGGGAGAUCAACUGUUUAAAUCCUGCUCUACAAUUCUUUAAACUUAAAGGGAUAUUCCGGCGUAAAGUUAAGUUAGGGUCAAACACACUGUAACACCGAGUUAAACACCCCCUCGAGAGAUGAAUGUUGCUGACCGCUUGCUUCUCCAGUUAUUACCAAUUUUAGUAACGACCGCAGGAUAGCAAUACACAGCCCUAAAUUAAUUUUACGCCAGAAUAUCCCUUUAAUCUCUAACUCGUAUUUACUGUUACAUACACUCUGGUAUUGUCACGUACAGCCAAAGCUCACAUCAUGAGUACACACCACCACCUCGUUUAGUACUGCACUUUCAUAUACUGCGAUGUUCCUGUUUUUAAUGAGGGUUCAGUUUUUCUCACACCUUUUGGAGAAUGGUGUUGAUUUAAAUGUGAAAUCAGAAACAUUGAAAGUGUCUCUACAGAAUACUAGUUGCUUAAAAAUUGCUUAAUAGGUAACAGAUGUUGUUAUUUUUUCCUCAGUCUUGCAGAAUUUAUGCCCCAAGUGAAAGUGGAGCAGGUUGACACUGUGGAAGGAUGCUCACAUGAGGUAAGGAAAGCACAAGUUAACAAGUAAACAUCCAGAUGGAAGGUAUUUCUUUCGAGAAGGCUCAGUUUAUACCUCUCUUAAGGAAUGAACCUUAUUCUUCUGAAGUCUUGUGAUGAAUCAGGUCUGCAAAGCAUUUUAUCUGCCAACUGCAAAGGCUGCAGGGCUAGAAACCUUCAGCUCAUACCUUAAUUUGUCACCUUUCUGAUCAUUUUUCUUUCUUAUAACAUCAAAAAAUUGAUUGCUGACACUCUGUUUCCUCCUCAAAGGUGGCUCUGCCUGCUGGUGAUGAUCAUAAACCACUGAAACCACGAGUAGGGAAGGCAGCUAAGGUAAACUAUGUAGUUCAAAGUUUCUUAUACUUGUUGAAUAAUAAAUUCUCUUCAAUCUCUAAUAUUAUUCAAAUGUAGUUUUAGUCACACGUUGUCUGUAUUUUCCUUGCCUUGCAGGAGUACCCUUUUGUUCUCGACCCCUUUCAGCGCGAGGCGAUCUUGUGUAUUGACAACAAUGAGUCCGUGCUUGUGUCUGCACACACCUCUGCUGGAAAGACUGUCUGUGCUGAGUGAGUACCUUCAGCAGACAUCAGUCAAUGGCUGUCUUUUCAUCAGAGACACUAGCAGCCCUGAGAUCAGAAAUUACUUGUUUUUGUCAGACUCACAUUCAGCUGCAUUUUGUAUCACAUUAUCGGAUUAAUAUUGGAAACUGGUUCAUCCUGUUUUUGUAGAUAUGCUAUAGCUCUAGCCCUCCGAGAGAAGCAGAGAGUGAUCUUCACCAGCCCCAUCAAAGCGCUCUCCAACCAGAAAUACAGAGAGAUGUACGAAGAGUUCCAGGAUGUGGGUCUGAUGACGGGUGAUGUCACUAUCAAUCCCACCGCCUCCUGCCUCGUCAUGACAACAGAGGUCAGACACAGGGAAAUCAGUAUUUAAAUUAUUAUCCCUUAUUUUAUCGGAAGACGGUCUUAGACAUCUUAAAUUACAACUUUUUUUCCCUCCACAGAUCUUGAGGAGUAUGCUGUACAGAGGCUCUGAGAUCAUGAGGGAGGUGGCGUGGGUUGUUUUUGAUGAGAUCCACUACAUGAGAGAUGCAGGUGUGUGCAGAAAUCAAACAGUACAUACGCUUUUGUUAAAUCUUCUUAAUGCAAGAACUUUAAAGACACGCACACAUCCUUCCCCAAACAAUCUUGAGGUUUUUGUAUUUUGUUGUAUUUUUAUAGCUGUAGUGCUCUGAGUUUUUAUGUUACUCAACACUUUGGGUAUUUUUGCCUUCAUAAGGUGGGAAUGCUGAAGAGAGACAGGGAAAGUGGGGUGUAGAGGGUUUGGGAAGACACGCAGCGACGGUGGUGACUGAUAUCGUUGCUUGAUGAGCUAGCUGUUCUUUAGCUUGAGUGACCUCAGCCUGAGCGAUAUUUACUUUUUGAAACUGAUGCUAAUUAUUGAGUCGUAUCCAUAUCAAUAUUCUUAUUUAAUGGGCAUUAUACUUGUAAUUACACAGAGAUUAAAUCUGUUCAAAGCCUAAAAAGUCUAUUUUAUAUCUUUUAGACAAGGACAUUUGUUAGUUUGUAAUGAUCAGUGGCUUACAAAACAGUCUCAAAGUAGAAAGUUUAAAAAAAAAACACAGUGGAAAAUUGUGACUGUAAAAAAAAUUAAUGUUGCCCAGCUCUAGGUUUUGUUUGCUUAAAUAUGCACUGGUAACAAACCUUUGUGUGUUUCAGAGCGUGGUGUGGUGUGGGAGGAGACCAUCAUUCUUCUGCCCGACAACGUGCAUUACGUCUUCCUGUCAGCCACCAUCCCCAACGCCAGACAGUUUGCUGAGUGGAUCUGUCACUUACACAAGCAGGUGGGACUUUGUCCUGGUGUCUUUCAUGAGGGUCAAGCUGCUCCUUCGUCUCUUCUUUGAAAUCUAAUGAAGAUUCUGUCUGAUCUCUCCUGCAGCCAUGCCAUGUCGUCUACACAGACUACCGUCCUACUCCACUGCAGCACUACAUCUUCCCAGCAGGGGGCGAUGGACUCCACCUGGUGGUUGAUGAGAAUGUAAGAGCGAACACACUGCCAUAUUUCAAGUUUAUUUGAAAGUUUUCACUGUCUCAUUGACUUCACAUAACUUAAAAAAACAUGCUUAAUUUGUGUCUCUGUUUUCAGGGUGACUUCAGAGAGGACAAUUUUAACACAGCCAUGCAGGUGCUGAGAGAUGCAGGCGAUUCUGGGGGCAGCAGUGGAGGAGGCAAGUGGGACCCAAGAGGCCGAAAAGGAGGCACUAAAGGUGUGUGUCAGUCUCCAAACAAAUGAAGUAAAAGUCAAAUAUGUCUUCAUGACAGUUUCUGAUGGUGUUUACUCAUUGAUCCCCGCAGGUCCGUCCAGUGUUUUCAAGAUCGUGAAGAUGAUCAUGGAGAGGAACUUCCAGCCGGUCAUCAUUUUCAGCUUCAGCAAGAAAGAGUGUGAGGCCUACGCUCUGCAGGUCGCCAAACUGGACUUCAACGGAGGUCGGUGUUGUGUUGUAUGACUGUCUUUGUGUGUACGUUUAUAAUUCACCUGCAUAUAGAUCACUGCCAUCAUUGAUACUGGCCCUCGUAUUAUUUGUUUCAUGAUCACAAUGAUCAUCUGCGGUUUUCUGGGAGUUUGCUCCUGAUAUUUGGAGCAUCAGAUAUCAAUCUUGAGGAGUCUGGAUGGUUCGUGCUGUGUGAGGGUAUCAUUUAUGUAACUGAGUAUUUACAGUUUUUAAGGGUCUCUAUGAAUAUGAUGGUUUCCCUCAAAAUAUGUUUAUGUUAGCAGACAUUGAAAGUUUCCCACUGGGGCUUUAAAAGCAUCAGCUUGGCCUGUAGAAAAACUAGCAUGUCAUUUUUGACCAUCCUCCUUUUGUAGGAAAAUUAUCUAAUUUAGUCAUAAAAUCUGGUUGAGCAGAUUGAUUUCAUGUCAAACCUCAAUAGUUCAGUUAUUUCUCAGACCUUUUCUCAACAUCUUUGACUUCUUUCUGGUGUACUCUGUGUUUUGACUGUAUCUGUCAGUUAUUUUUAUUUAUAUUCCAGUUAAGUCACUUUAUCAGCGCUCUGAAUUCUUUGUGGAGUUAGUGGGCUGCAUACUUAAAUACCAAACAAACAUGUUUCAGAGACAAAUUGCGGCGAGAGCGUCGGAGGGAGUUGAAAUUAGGCAAGCGAAACCGCUCACCAAAAUGUGAAACUGUUGGCAAGUGGAGCUGAAUAAAUCCUCCCCACAUAGUGAGGACCAUCAAUCUGGUUUAUUGUUGCUGCACAGCUGGUCCUGCUGUUUGGUUCAGCGGAUCAGCGAAGUUUCCUCACAAGGACAAAUCUCUGCAGGGCGGGAGAUAGUCCAGCAUUACAUUGAGGUUGGCCGGCGUCCACCUGCUUCAGGCUUCGUCAGCGAAGUCAAACAUGAAGUCUUAACUCGAGAAACAUUUCCCUCCCUCGUCUGGGUUUGUUUUUCCUGCAUUGUGACAUUCUCAUAAAUGAAGAGGUUUGUUUUAAUGCCGCGCUCUUCCAACACUCAGGGCCUUUCCAAUUCCUUCAUUAAUGUAGAAAAACUCAAACAAACGGAGCAUCUCUUCCAAAACUAAUCUCUCUUUUUCUCACAGUUUGAUGAGAAUUUUCUGAUGUCGACGUUCUUCGAAAACAAAGCAGAUGUUGUCCGAUGAUUCCAGUCGAGAUGAUUUGCACUUGACUGUGAGCAAAAAUGUUUAAAUGAAAUAAUCAGAUUGCCAGAUGAGUCGAAUUAUUCCAUCAGCAUGUUGACGUCGUUGAAAGACUUGAAAGCCUUUUUUUUACAACAUGCACUGUAAUUGAUGUGUUUAUGUGCCUGCAGAAAAAAAUGGUGUCAUUAUUUAGCUGAAAUCAUCUCUUGGCCCGUUCAGACCUCUGGAAGGGGUUUUUUAUUAGAAGAGCUGGUUUUUUAACCUCGCGGGGGUCCGUCCUCUCCAGCAAACUCUAAUGAGUCAGUGUGUUCGGGGGCAGGUUGUUGGUGUUGUGGAGUUUCUUCUGGGUUAAAUUGAGGAGAAGGAACCACGUAGUCCUGGUUUCUGUCAGUUUUUUCUUUUCUUUCUUAAAUCCAUAUCUUUCUUUUUACAGUGUUUUAUGACAAAGUCCCCCCCCCUUUCUCUCUGUUAUGUGCUGUGACACAUACUUUCUAGGCAGCGUGUGUUAAAUGGCAGCGCAGCGUUGGAGUCAGGGGACCAGCUGGUGCCGAAACAUAAACCAACUGACCGCUUGAAAAACUGCAGCUUUAAAAAAAAAAAAAGUGAAACAGACGCCAUAGAUCCAGUUUCUGUUGAUGUGAAGCAGCAGAGUUUGUUGCUUUUUCUGAUUUUGCUGCAGUGAAGCUGUUUUUUACUUGUACUGGCAAAGCUUAAGGCUGAUGAAGUCAGUUGUGUGGUGAAUUUUUUUAAUGAUCUGUUGAUUCAAGUUUCGUGCUUUCUUGAGGAAUUAAAUUAGAAAGAAUAACACCGAAAACUGAGCCGACAAAGAGAGGACCUGAAUAUUAGCUGGUCUGUAAAAUAACAUUUCCAUUACAGAGAUGAAAACAGAUACGAGGGGCUUAUUCUAAGAGCGAUGUGGUGAGUUUAUAGCUGUGAUGAAAAAAAGACAAUUUCCACAUGCUCUUAGCUCAGAUAUGACUUUGCAAAGUUACCAAGAGUAACUGAAACGCUCAAAAUUACUUCAAGUUGUUACCUGGCUAUGCAAUAUUCACUUAAUUCUGAUUGGCGGAUGAUACCCCGUAGUAGUGAAACAACAGUGUGCACCAGAGACAAACUCAUCCCACACAUCAAACCAGAUGCUCACUCAUGUGGCAGAAGUGUAGACUGGCUAAAGAAGUGGACAAGCCAAUGAUACUUAAACCCUAACUCUGGCAUCACAGAGUAUUUGUCCGUUUUUGUGAGCUGGAAACUGAAACCUCCUUCAGGAGUGUUGCUGGGGUCCUGCUCACUCUGUCCAGGUUUUAGUCUGCUUUUAUUGCGGAUCUGUGACCCGUUCUUGUCAACCAGAUCUCACACAGGCAACUGUCCUCUCUCUGACUGUGCUGCUUGGCUGCUGUCUUUGCACACAUUGCUCACAAACUUUGGAUGAAACUCCAUCAAAAUAAACCCAAACCAUGUCAAAAUCUUUCCACGGUCUUUUGGCGUGCAUUUGGUUUUUUUUAAAUAAGAUUUGUCAGACUUUUUAAAUGAGUUAUACCUGAUUUCAGCCCAUAUCGGUCAUGGCUGAACACACAGUAAAUUUGUUCAGGUUCUCUCUGUCUGUGUUUGAGAUGAUAUACACAUUCAUCAUACCCACAUUUACAGGCUAAGUUCUCCUCUUGAAGUCAUUUCUGACAGGAUCAGGAUGAAAACUGCUGAGUAGAUUUCCAGAGCCUCACUUUCCCAGAAUCCUCGUAAUUCUGGUGACCUUUCUUUGUCCUCAUGUGACAGUUUUCCACUUUCAGCUCAUCAGAAGUUUAAAAGGCUGAUUGCAGUGACAUUAAGAGCACGCGCAUUUCCAAGUAGGAUCCUCUCUGAGCUCCGUCUGAUCCCACUCUCAGAAAUCAUCCAAAGACGUCUGGCCCACUGUUGGUCUCUCUCUCUCUGUCUUUAGUUUGUGUUUACACAGUGGUAAGUGGUCGACUUCAUAGCCUCCAGGAUUCAUAUCGACCUAAUGUAGGUUUGUCUGCGGUUUGGCUUUGUUGUUCGAGUGUUAGAAAAGCUUAAAUUGACACUGAAAUCAUGUGACAUUAAAAAUAAAUUCUGGAGAAGUUUUGGAAAUUCAGGAAUAUACAAAAGCUUUCCCAGAAUUGUGACUAAGUUUCCACAUGGACUCAGAACGCCAGCCACAGCAAACAAUGUAAUGCGAUCAGCAUAAUAAGAAGACACUGGUGGUGCCGCCAGUGUAAUAAAAUAUCGACCAAUACGACAAUAAAACGUGGGCUCAAAUGUGGCGGAUUUGUGUUUGUACUGAAACCUCAGCUUCCAUUGGUGGCCUUGGAAACCUGUCAUCGUCUUAGCUAGGGGGGUGUUUGUAAAUGUUGUGAAAACCUGAAUAGAAAAUCCCACAAAAUCAUCCAAAUUAGAGAAACUAUGUUGCUGAGUAUGUGGAGGAGAAAUCAAAUUAAGUUCAACGCAGGCUUGUUGCAUUCCUGGUUGGUUUUUCAUGCACACUCGCGACCACACAGACUGUCAGGAAUCAUGUUUCUAAGAGAUUAAAGCAGGAUUUUAUGUGUAAUAACUGUCUGCGCUAAUAUUUUGAAUGAUCUUUGGAGCGUUUUUAAGACCAGGUUGAAUAAUACAUUUGAUUGUUUUCCUUCCAGAUGAUGAGAAACGUCUGGUGGAGGAGGUCUUCAACAAUGCCGUGGACUGUCUCUCAGAUGAAGACAAGAAGCUUCCUCAGGUGAGGAGUGCGGCUCGUUCUUGUUCUGUUUCCUCUCAGUUUCUCAGAUUCUUUUAUUUCCAUCUCCAUUUUCGCUUCUACCGUGUAAAAGCACUGGGGAACAUUCUCAGUAUUUCCUCCAGGGUCCUUCUCUGCUCAGAAAAGACAGUUAACGUACUUUCAUGCAAAUAGCUGCUCACAUACUGUCAACACGGGCUCUGACACAGAGCUCCUGUUAUUCUACCCCACUGUGUGAAGCCACUUUAUGAAAACCAGCCGUGCUGAGGUCAUAGUUGUUAGUGGGUCGACCACGACGGCACGAGCAGCUACAGGGCCAAUCAUGCACCACACUUUUCCACUACGAGGAUUCGGGUGGAUUCGCUUCAUCGAUCCAUCAUUAAUCCCAACCGACACUUUAUCUGCUUAUUGAUGCUCUUCUUCGUGCGUUUCAGGUGGAGCAUGUGCUGCCCCUGCUGAAGAGGGGGAUAGGAAUCCAUCAUGGAGGCCUGCUGCCCAUCCUGAAAGAGACCAUCGAGAUUCUUUUCUCAGAGGGCCUGAUCAAAGUAAGACUGACGCUGCGUUUAACAGAGUAAAACAAAUCAAAGUCAGUUAUUAACCCGGGUUUGAUACGCUUCAAUCUCUGCAUUCACCAGAUUGGUAUGCAUUGUCAUUUCCUUACGGGAACCUUCCAAAAAGGAUAAAUAGAGUUGUAUCCAACAUAAUCUAAAUGGAUUUUUGUCCAUAUCUAAUAUGCCAAUAUUUUCAAACUUAUUGGAAAGAUAUAACUAACAUUUAUACACACGUUUUUUCUACUUUAGGAAACACCAGGUUCCACUCUACUGUAGAGUUUACCCUUGACUCUUAUUGGGACAAAGUAUUUGUUUUGGAAAUGGACAAAAACAUAUAGUUGUACUGUAACGAUAAAUGUGUUUUGAGAAAAAAAAACUUUGUCACGGAUGGGAUGUUGAAGUUUGUGCAGGACGCUUUAUAUCUGCUGCUUGUGAUAACUAACCUUCUCAGUAGGGCUGGGUGAUAAACCAAAAAUUUACUGAUACCGAAAUUCACGACAAUAACCAAUGUCAUUUUGCCCAUGUCAAUAUAUUCGGUGUCCAAAAAUAAAUAAAACUUCUCACGUCCUUUUAAGACGCUGUCCUACGUCAGAGACGUGACUCCACCCCAUCCAGUCCAUAACAAAGAUGGAAAAGACAGACUAGGAGAUGGAGGUUCAAAAGUUGUAGCAGCUGAAGUAGACGAAGUUAAUGUGGGAGGGGAUGAGCAGCUUGUGGAGUAGUUAUCGUCCAUUUAUGGUAAUCGAGGUGAACUGUUCAAUAUAUUGUGAUAUUGAUUUGAGGCCAUAUCACCCAGCCCUACUUUAAAGCUGUAACUUAAAUGUUGCAGCCACGAUAUUGUGCAUCCCUAUGUAAACUUGAAUCUAAUACAAAAAUGUGCGGCUAGGAUUCACUUUAAUUCCCUGCAUGAUCCUGUAUAUCACUGUGAACAAUAUACCAGUAUAAAAUGCAGAGAGAUUUGUCAUUAUAUGCAAAUAUUAGAAAGUUUAGCAAGCAGUAACCUUGACGAUUAAUAUAAAAAAGUUCUAAAUACUACCCCGUGUAUCUUUCUGAUGACUUCUAGCUCUGUAGAGUUGAACUGAGCGCAUCCUGAGUUUGUUUCCCUCACGCACACACAGGACGAUGAACGUGUCACAGAGACGUUUACACUCUCUGCUGCUUGUUUCAGGACGUUCCACGAUAAACAGUCACUGCUUUUGAUAUUGCCAGAAAUGUUGUCUCAUGCUAACAAAAUGGCAGUGAAUGUGAUUUCUGGGAAGCCAAUAUAGAUGCAAACAGUGAGAGAUCAAAGGAGCAUUAUUGUCUCCAAAUCUCCUCCAGCUACAUGUUCGGCAUGAUUAAAGAUUUACUGACUGAGUACCCCACUUUUGCUCUGUUUCUGCACCUAGAAAUGAGUUUGUUCAAGUUUUAUGUGAAUUUCAAACUUAUCAAACUUGCUUUAUUUAUUUUUUUAAUCAAAAACAGACAAAUUCAGGGUAGAAAGACUAAACCCAAACAUUAAAUUAAACAGUACUCGACAAGAUUGUUCUCGUAAGCUGCUCAAGAAAUGGAGUUGUCAGGGCCUGUGCGCCCUGAAAAAAAGGAAAUAAAGUGGUUAAAAAAUUGGAUAAUUUCACCCUGAUGUCACCUCUUCAUUCACAUUUCAGGCCCUCUUUGCCACAGAGACGUUCGCCAUGGGCAUCAACAUGCCGGCUCGCACCGUGCUCUUCACCAGCGCACGCAAGUUCGACGGCAAGAACCACCGCUUUGUAAGAGCGAACACGCACUCUCACACUCACACGGCAAAUUAACAGAGAUAUUUUGUCAAGAGGAAAUUUAGUGUUUUCACUCACUCAACUUUGCAUGCAAAAUCCUAACUAGAACAUGUGUUGUGAGUUUUCUUUGGAAAGCAGGAAGAUGAGCCCCAAAAAGAAAAGGCGUGACCAUAUUUGGAAAAGCUGAUCAAAGAAUUAGAGGACUAAACAAGUUAAACCACCACCAGAGAGUAGAGUAGUCAAUGAAAUAGUUAAACUCCUUGUAAACUUAGCUGUCUCUUAGUGGGGUUGUCACACAGUGUUGUUACUCUGGGGCCUUUAUAAGGUCUUCAAGCCCUGCAGCUCACAUUGCCACAUAAACAGCCACGUAUUGUUUAGAGGAGGAGGUAGGGGGGGCUGUGUUUGUGUGUGUGUGUGUGUGUGUGUGUGUGGAGCUGCUGUCACUUAGAAGCACCCUUCAAAUUCACCUCAUUCACACACACACACAAACUUACUGACGGAGUUAGAGAGAGAGAGAGAGGGAAACUGCCCUCCAAGAGGCUCAUGAAGAACAUCUGGUGCCGGCGAUGAUGCCAAAGCUCCACGCAGGCACUCACACUUCUGAACACACGCGACUCUCAUUCCUGAACUGCGCUGUGUUUCCAAUCGAGAGCUGAUCCCGUUGCAUGCCUCAAAUUAAGUUCUGAUCGUUUCAACACAAGGAUGAUCUUAUCUGCCCCCCUUCUUUUUUUUUUUUUUCCUGCAAGUGUUUUUAUUGCACAAAGACCAGUAGAUGUAUGCAGUUUAAUCAGAGCCAUGUGCAGUUUGAAGAAAAGCCCUCUGAGAUUGGAGGAAAACUAGCGAAAUCUUGUUUUCAUGAGGCAGACUCAUCAUGUAGAUCUCUUUGUUACUUACUCAUACAGCUGGCAAAGCAUCAACUGUAAAAAAAAAACAAAAAAAAAACAGCAUCUGUCUUACAGUAUUUGGGUUUUUUAGAGAAACACAAACUCUCCUCCUUUUGUAUCAAUGUCUCUGCCUCGUAUUUUAACACUUGUAUUUAACGCAUCUUUCAUGUGAUCCAGAUCACAUCAGGUGAGUACAUCCAGAUGUCCGGUCGAGCUGGAAGGAGAGGUAUGGAUGACAGGGGCAUCGUUAUCUUCAUGGUGGACGAGAAGAUGAGUCCAGCUGUGGGCAAACAGCUGCUGAAGGUACUUCGAACACAGCUGCGAGGUUACUGUUUCAAGUCAUGAAGUGCUGCUUUUCCAUCACACCCUUGCAGACCACUUCAGUUCUGUCGACACACACUCCUACGAAAAAGGAUCGUCCCACUUUCUCAUCAAUGAAACUCAUCUCCUGCUGUCUUUCUGAGAAUUUAUUGGAAAGGCUGAAUGGAAAUCGUCAGAUGUGACUCUGAAGUUUUUCCUCAAAGGAUCGUCGGGCCGCUUGUCGCUCAAUUAAACGCUCGAUAACACAGAGUCACAGAGUCUCGUGCUCCUUUAUCAUCCAUUCGACAGAUUGAUGUCUGCCAUAAAUAUGUAGCUGCGGAGCUUUCCAACAAGGUUGUUUUAAUGUAAAACUGUUUGUUGGCGCUGUCAUGGUGCUUAACUCUCAGGGAGGUUUGGAAAGCUUCCUGACAUUUCUGUGGUUUUGGAGAUGUGAUUGCAAAACUCUCCAGUGUUUAUUUUGGGAGAAGUGACUUAAGGCAGCGUUAAUUUAAACCUCACAGCUUCCUCGGAGCUCAUUGUAUAACGCUAACAAACCUACCAAAGCACACCAUUAACCACUAUUGUAAACCAAAAUUAAAGCAUUAAAUCCUUAUUGUAUCUCUGCAGGGCUCAGCUGACCCUCUGAACAGCGCCUUCCACCUGACUUACAACAUGGUGCUCAACCUGCUGCGUGUGGAGGAGAUCAACCCGGAGUACAUGCUGGAGAAAUCUUUCUACCAGUUCCAACACUACAGAGCUCUGCCUGGAGUGGUGGAGAGUAAGCACUCCUUUUAAACUCUGACAGUAGAGCAGGAUGAGCUGAGGGUGUGCAAGAAAGUGAAGAAUAAAGCAGGAACCUUUUCUUUUGCUUGGAUUGUGAACCAAAUUUAAGUAUAAAACCGACUCAAAACAUUGAAACCUGAUAUCUUCAAAAAUCUGUUGUUCUCAUGAAAUUGAAAUCUGGUCCGGUUUGUUUCUCCUUUUUGAACAUUUUUCGGAUGCUUCAGACUGUUGGACCAAUCACAGGAAGUUCUGGAAGGCAGUCGUCUGGAUCAGAAAAAGGAAAAAACAGCUGUUGCAAAUCGAUAUCUUAAGAUUUUUCAAUCACAGUCUUCAGAAAAUUGUCCAACCAAAUGCCAAACAAAAACCGAUACAUUCAGGAAAGGAUGAAAACAUUGUGCUCCCAAAUAUAUCCAAAAGGCAUCAAGUUAUCUGUCUUUAUCUGUCUGGUUUGAACUGUUUCAAGCAGAUUGGAUGCUGCAAUGAUUCAUUCUGACAUUGUGGUGCAUUAUAGCCUGAGCUUUAACCCCGUUGCCUAUUCUUGGUGCAGAAAUAAAGAAGUAUGAGGAGCAGUACACCUCCAUCGAGAUUCCCAACGAAGAGGGCGUAAUAUCUUACUUCAAAAUCCGACAGCAGCUGGCCAAACUGGGUAAAGAGAUACAAGAGUUCAUCCACAAACCGAAAUACUGCUUACCCUUCCUGCAGCCUGGACGUCUUGUAAAGGUAGGUUCACUCAUUUUUAUACCAGUAACUAAAACUCAAACUCCAGAGAACCUGGGGGUGCUGGGUAAAAACUUUGAUAGAGAACAGAGUUUGAUGGUUUCCAGUCGUUAGUUGAAAAUGGUAGCAGAUAGUUACACAGGUAUGUUCUCUAAAUAGGUGGCCUGUUUUAGAGGAUUUACGGUAAUGUGAUUUUUGUUGUUGUUGUUCCUGCAGGUGAAAGACGAAGACGCUGACUUCGGCUGGGGAGUCGUCGUGAACUUCUGCAAAAAGUCCAACACUAAAGUAAGCCAGCGCCGCUCUGUCACAUGUUCUGUAUGUGACUCCUUUCACACACACACACACCGCUGUGACUCAUGUGAAUUUCCCCUACGCAGGCGAGCACCGACUCAGAGCCGCUGUAUGUGGUGGAGGUCCUGGUCCACUGUAGUAAGGAGAGCGUGAAAGAUGCUGCGACCGAGGCUGCGAAACCUGCCGCUCCAGGAGAGACCGGAGAGAUGCAGGUCAGCGCUGCAAACACACAAUCCUCACUAAAGCACACACACACGUAUGAUAAUGAUAACUCUUUUUUUUUUGUGCAGGUGGUUCCAGUGAUGCUCCAUCUCCUCACCUCCAUCAGCUCAGUUCGCCUUUACAUCCCCAAAGACUUGAGGCCCUUUGACAACAGGCAGCUCAUGCUCAAGUCUAUACUGGUGAGGCCUUCUUGUAAAUUCAUACUGGAGCUCGAGGGACUCCUCAGAAGCUACGAUCUAAACUGCUGUUUAUUUGUCCUCCCCUGCAAAGGAGGUGCAGAGACGUUUCCCAGAUGGCGUUCCUCUGCUCGACCCCGUAGACGACAUGGGCAUCAAAGACCCGGCACUCAAGAAAGUUAUUCAGAAAGUGGAGGCCUUCGAGCACCGCAUGUACUCGCACCCCCUGCACAGCGACCCCAACCUGGAAUCCGUCUACUCCCUCUGUGAGAAGAAAGCUGUGGUGAGAAACGAUACAUGUUUGCCAUCAGUGAAAAGUCUGCUAUAGAAAACAGUACACCGCUAAAUGUCAGAGUUCCUACUUAACAGUAGAUCUGGGGUCUGUUUUUCUUAACUUUGAAUGAAUAAUUACCUUAUCAACCCUUCUUAUUUACUCUGGCUCCUGUUUUAUAAGGUCACAAAUCCUGUCCUUUCACUCUUUUCCUGUCAGCUACGUUGGUUUUGAUCUUUUAUUCCACUCAUGACAAUCACAGGAAGAGAGCAGGGACAUUACUCCUGAAGGGCCCCACCCUCAGCUGUAGGUCACACAACAUCUUUGUUUAGUACAGCAGACGAGGAGCUCACUUCCUGUCUUUUAGUGCUUUCUCACUAAGGCAGCAACACAACUCCUCUACAAUAAAGAGGAAUAAAAGCACAUGUGCCUAAACAAAAGAGCCCAGAAAAUUUGUAAGAGGAGUUUUAAAAGUAUCAACCAUGGCAAAACCCAUCAAAAAAAACUACGAUCCUUCAAUAACAAACUGUUUUUGUUUUGCUUUUUGCUGCCAGAAAAAAAAGUCAAAUAUUAUCUAUAAUAUGAUAAAUUUGUGAUAAUAUCAAGCAGUUCACUCAAACUUAUUUAUAGUCAUUUAAAGUUAAAAGUAGCAUUUUCAGUCUGACUUAUUUCUUUCAGUUGACCCACACAGUCAAUGUUUGAAUUUAUUUUGUGGACUUUUUUAUUCGCCUUGUUUUAACCUUCUCUUGAUAGGUGCCGUUAAAUAAAAUGCUUUAUUAUUAUCAUUAUUAUUAUUAGUAGUAGUAGUAGUAUUAGUAGUUUGGGUGGCAGUAGCUCAGGAGGUAGAGCAGUCGUCCAAUAACUGGAAGGUUGGCGGUUCGAUUCCCCCCUAUCCCAAGUCUGUCCGUUGUGUCCUUGGGCAAGACACUUAACCCACCUUGCUCCCAGUGUGUGUCCUCCACUGGUGUAUGAUUGUAAGUGUUGUGUGGAGGUGGUCGGAGAGGCCGUAGGCGCAAAAUGGCAGCCACGUUUCCGUCAGUCUGCCCCAGGGCAGCUGUAACUACUAAGGUAGUUUAUCAGCACCAAAGUGUGACUGUGUGAGCGAAUGAAUGAUGUAUCCAAUGUAAAGCGCUUUGAGGGUCUCUGAUAAAGCGCUAUAUGAAAUCUGAUGCAUUAUUAUUACUAUUAGUAGUAGUAGUAGUAGUAGCAGUAGUAUUAGUAGUAUUUUUAUUAAAUACACCCAUCCUAUUAGCUUUAAAAGUGCACUAACAGCUUUAAGGUACAUGCAUAAUCUCAGGGACAUCAUGCAUCCGUUUCUGAAGAUGUGAUGUGAAAGUCAUCACAUUGUCUCCAGCUGAUAUCUGUCUAAUCCAGAAACCUUCAAAGAGACGGAUUUGAGUCCGUCACCACGAGGUUUAGCAAACACCCAAAAUGUGCCCCACCUGUCAAAUGAGCCACGCCCACAAGUACUCCCAAUAAAGCAUAACUCUUAGUGUGAUCAAAACAGAUGAGAGUCUGAAAAACUGAAACAGAUUAACGCUUUUCUCACUGUUUUUUUUAAUCUACCAGAAGUAGCGUGCACUUCAAAAUAAAAGCAUGAUUUUUUUUUAAUAUAAAAAAGGUGAACCAUUUAAGCAUUACAAUCCUUUUAUUAGUAAAGUUUAUAAGGUAUUGCUUAAAUCCACCUUUUUCUGUCCUUUCUUUGAUUAUUUUGGUCCUUUUUUCCAAGUUUUCCAUAAAUAUUACCACAAUGUCUUUAUUGUGAUAUUUUAUGGCGAAGAUUUGCUAUUGUCAACAUCAACACUGGUGCCUAUAUUUCUGCGUGGCUCAGUAUCCAUCAAAGUCCUGGGAUGUGGUUAGUUUGAGGAAGAUUGCAGAGAAUUUAGCAGGACAAAAACAAGCCGAUGAUGACAUUAUUAGAUAACGAGGAAAAACUCAUCCUGGAGUGAAACUGAAUUUUUCAAUGUUAGCUCGACCAGUGAGGGGGUAAAUGUAAUCCAGACCAUAUUUGACAAUUUGCAUAAACAUUUGCAUGCCCCUGUGGUUUUGUGAGUCUGUGUGUGUUUGAAAUGACAGGGUUACUUUAGGAUUACUUCAUGUUUGAUAAGCAGAAGAGGAGAUUAACCAUCUUUUAAUCUAAUCCCUGGAUAACCCUCUGCAGCUUAUCCUCAGCCUCAGUCUUACAUCUAACCUUCACGUUGACCCUUUGCUGAACUGAUACCUCACCAAAUCUUACACAUAUGUAAUCAUGGCUGCUCCAGUGAGACUCCUUUGUUUUUCACUGCUGCCAUAUACUUUUGAGAAAUAUGAGGAAGAAUCAGAAUAACUAACCUUGCAGUGAUUUCUUUCCUCCCCCAAGUCAAGUUUUAUCAAAGUGGGCACCCAGUCAAAGAAAAACUUGUGUAAUCCUUCGGUGUGUUUGCUCUGAGAUGUGUUGCAAUGAUGAGGGGUAAAGGUUAAAGCAGAGGACCGAUUAACAGGCUGAAGAUCAUCUCUGAGUAGAUUACUCAGCGAUAAAUCACUUACACAAAUAAUGAAGUGUUUGAAAUGACGCCAUGCCUGAAAACAGCUGGUGUUUAAUGCUGCGCACAUACUGACUUGAACAGCGUUUUCUAGAAGCUAGUACAUCAUAACAGUAGAUUUGUGUAUUUGCAUUUUCAGAUCGCAGCAGACGUUCGAACAGCCAAGCGGGAGCUGAAGAAAGCUCGCACCGUCCUGCAGAUGGACAAGCUGAAGUGCAGGAAGAGAGUCCUGCGGCGCCUCGGCUUCGCCAGCCCCUCCGAUGUCAUCGAGAUGAAAGGACGGGUCGCCUGUGAGAUAAGCAGGUAACAAAGUGCUGCAGACAAAUAGAGGUGUCAGGAAAACCUUUGACCUCAUUAUCUCCUGAUAAGUCCUGAUUCAAAAGUGAUGAGCACACCUGUUUACUCUGAGAAUGUAGUCUAUAAAUACUCAGUAAGUUUCUAAGACAACGUUUGGGCAAAAAUACCAUCAAACAGAGACCAAGGUUUGUCUUAGCAGUUAAAGGGAUAUUCCGGCGUAAAAUUAAUUUGGGGUCAAACGCACCGUAACACCGAGCUAGACACCCCCUCAAGAGAUGAAUGUUGCUGACCGCUUGCUUCUCUAGUUAUACCAACUUUAGUAACGACCGCACGAUAGCAAUACACAACAGUCUGAGUAGCAUGUGAAGUCCGCCAAUCUGUGUUGAGUGAGAUGUGCUCCACAUGCUUGAGCCUGUGUGUAACUUAAGUCUUUGUCUCUUUGUAGCGAGCCUCUGAUAGUGUACAGCCUCUCACAUGCUGCAGUUUCGCAACAGUGCUGGGAGGACGUUCCGCCAUCAUUACGCCUUUGUACUUGCAACCCAUAAAAGUGUAAUACUGGUGUCCUAGUGUGUCAUCAUUACCCGUGGCAUUAUGUCACUGUUGGAUCACGAGAUGCACAGUCUGUAAACACACAGCAGGAGCUUCAUCCUGUCGCUGCUGCUGCACAUUAUAGAUGAAUUCUAAGAGAGGAGAAGUACCCAGCUUCUAGAUGGCAGUAUGAAAGCGCCUUUUCGACCAAGAUGUUUUUGCAAUCCACCUGAAUCCCUUCAUAUGUCUUUGGUUUUAUAUUCAGUGAUUCAUCUUGUGAUCUCAUGAGGUUUCAAACACUCACAAGUAAAGUUGUCAGCUCUUCUUUUUGGAUUUUUUUUCUUCCGUCUUCUCGACACGUCGACCACCAUUAUCAGUGUUUGUCUGUGUUUUGUUUUUGAUUUGACCGUCACCUUUUCCCUGUGUCAUUUCUUGAUACACAGAUUGUGAAAUGCUUCCAGAAAUGAGAUUUAAAACCCGCUGGAGCAUCUUCAACUUCAAAACCACCUCUCUGGUUUUCUUGAAGACUCCAAAAUCAGGCAACUGGACUGUGUAGAGUUGAGAAGACGUUUCACCUCCUAUCCAAGAAGCUUCUUCAGUUCUAAAUAUUGCCAGUGUGAGGAGCAGAUAUUUAUCUUACUGGAGAAAGGGACAGACAACGACUGGGACGACUUUCUUUCCAACUCCUCCCAGUCAUUGUCUGCCCCCUUCUCCAGUAAGAUAAAUAUCUGCUCCUCACUCUAGCAAUAUUUAGAACUGAAGAAGCUUCUUGGAUAAGAGGCGAAACGUCUUCUCAACUCUACACAGUCCAGUUGCCUGAUUUUGGAGUCUUCAAGAAAACCAUGACCUGGAUGAAUGAGAAUCUACAUGGACACCUCUCUGGUGCACGUUAUUGUCUGUUGUUGUAGAUCUGUUGGGCAUGCAUGGGAACAUUGUCUCUGUAGUUCUCAUUCCCCUCUGCUCUGCUUCACUUUAAAACAAAGAAUACCUGUCAUUACAUACAAUUACUUCUCUAUGAGUGUAUUGCCAAAGGGGAUGUAAUUUGCAUGCUAAGUAUGCAAGUUUAGAGGCGAGGAACCACCACAGUAUUGACAGAUGUGUUCAUUACCGGUGAAUUGGACAGGGUCUUGAAUUCCUGGUGAUUAUAGUCCUGUAUGUAUUUUGGCUGAGGGAGAUAUGAAUCUGAAAAUAGGUGGAAAUCAGCUCUCAUUUAAAGUGUUUGGACUAAAUCAGAUUCGUCUUGAUAAGAUUAAAAUAAUUUCUUCUGUUUUCUGUGAAUUCUCUCAGCGGUGACGAGCUCCUCCUGACCGAGAUGAUCUUCAACGGCCUCUUCAACGACCUGACGGUGGAACAAGCCACCGCCCUGCUGUCCUGCUUCGUCUUCCAGGAGAACGUACGAGCGAUCGAACGCACACAAACACUCCUAACUCCUCUGAUUCCGCACACAAACAGAUAUUUAAGCCGUUCCCCUGCCUAAACUCUGAGACAAACAGCUGAGUGCCAUUCCCACACAUCCCAGCUCCGAUCUCAGUCUUCACCUUUCCCCCCUUGCACCGCAACCAAAACAGAAACCUGAGGGUGGUGUGUGUUUGUUCUUCACUAAUGAAGCCUGUUCUCUCAUUGAGCUUUUCUUUGGCUCAGCGUCAGAGGAGUCCUCCACUAGUGCUGCUGUCUGUCAGUCUUUAGUGUCUUAUUCAAAAGCUCAGUCUGGGAGCAGCUGUUAGCAUAUGUUGAGCUCCAGUACGGGACCUCUGUGUGCGCAGCUGUCGUCUGUCAUUUAAGAACACCUGCUGCUGCUCCGGCUUGGGAUGACGGCAAACCCUUCAGCCUGGGUGUGUUGCUGUACCACUGACGUGAAAGUGCUCCAAUCAGGGAUAAAAAUAACCAGAUUUGAAAUAUAAACCUGAUAAAUGAACCCUCAUUUUUCUCCUCCUUGAGUUAAAAUAUCUUAAAAGGGAAGCCAGAGGAUUUCUUUGAGCAGUUUGGUCCACAAAUAAAGCGUCUGAAGUUUUCCAUCCUUCUUUAAAAAUGUUCCCCUGCAGGCCAGCGAGAUGCCAAAACUGACAGAACAACUUGCAGCUCCUCUGAGACAAAUGCAGGUGAGACAAUCGAAAUAAUCUCAAACUUGGACCUGAACCCUUCCAAGUGAAGACUCUGCAGCUGAACUGCCGUUGCUCUUGUGUGCAGGAGUGUGCAAAGAGGAUAGCCAAAGUUUCUGCAGACGCCAAGGUGGAGGUGGACGAGGAGACGUACCUGAAUCAGUUCAAGCCUCACCUGAUGGACGUGGUGUACGCCUGGGCUAACGGAGCCACGUUUGCUCAGAUCUGCAGGAUGACGGAUGUUUUCGAAGGUAAAAACUCUGAUUCAUUUUCUAAAGAUUAAUAUUCUAUCUGGUUGAAAAUACUUUGCAGAGUUUUUCCAUCUUUAUGCUCCACUACCAGAUUUAUCUGACUCUUAAUUCUUCAUAGGCAGCUCCAUCACAACCAUGUGCAACUACAACUUUCUGUACAUGCGUGAACUGUUCAAGUAUGAUAUCAGUCACAGCAGGGGGGAUUUUCUCCGCAGAACAGGACAUUUUAUACAUUCAGAACAUUUGCUCAUGUGUUUACUCAAAGUUUCUGAAUUGAAUAAAACCAUUGCUGUUAAUUCGAGGCUCACUAAUCGAUUAAUUGUGUUAUCUGAGUUGAUCUCGGUCCAUCAGCUCUCCUCCUAGUUUUAUCUCUGACUCUCGGCGCUGACCUCAGCUCUGAGAUAUUAGCGAUCAUCGUAAUCAGGGAGAAAUGCAAAGUUGGGAAACUUUAAAGAAUUUCUCUUGUUUUAUGUUUUAGAUAUGCUUGUGUGAAGAAAGAAACUUCAGCGAUGAGAGCUUUAUUUAUAGCUGUGUUAUCUCCAGAUUUUCAUACUUCUCUGUAAUACAUUUUUUGAUGGACCCUUGAGGACUGAGAGUCGACAAACCUCCUCUUUAGAUGCUGACUUUGUGCUGGUGCCAAAAUUACAAGGCAUUCCUUCUCGAUGAUUUUACUCUAUCCUAAAAUGUUCUGAAUAAACCGAUGCUGGCUUCUCACAGACUCUAUGCUGUCUGUGUUUGUGUGUCGUGAACAGGGAGCAUCAUCCGCUGCAUGCGUCGUCUGGAGGAGGUCCUGCGGCAGAUGUGCUCGGCAGCCAAAGCCAUCGGGAACACUGAGCUGGAGAACAAGUUUGCUGAAGGUGAGGAGUGGCGUGUUUUUAGAGUCAAAUAUAACUAAAAAAUCAAAUCAAUGAGCCAUUGUUACUUUUUUAACUUCUUCCAUCUCUCACAUGAAAAUAAUUGGACUUGUUUUUUUAACAUUUUAUGACCUUUAGUUGCUCAAACAAACACUUAAAAAUAGUUUAUUAAUACCGAUAAAAUAACUUUUUAUGUAAUCGUCCCUGUAGCUUUAAAAAUGUCUCUUUUUACACCAGCUCAAAUAAUGAGCACUUAUUAGCAGGGAUGUCCUGAUACAGCUUUUUUUACUUCCAAUACGAUACCGAUAUUGCAGCCUCCAGUAUAGGCCGAUACCGAUAUUUAUCUGAUAUUGGCACAAACUUGUGCAUGAUAAGUUCUGCACGCAGCUGCAAUGUCUUUUUCUGACUUGAAUAAAAAAUACUGUCACAUAGCCGACAUCACUCCUACUCCUUGCUACUACCUUGUUGUUGUGAUCAUGGAUCUGGGCGCUGCUAGAUAGAGGUGCUGGAGCGGAGUCUGGAAUAGACUGCUUGUAUCUGAGUGCUGAUAUCGGCCGAUAUAAUCAGAUAUUCUUUUUUCUUUUUUGCUGAUAUCAAUAUCGGAUCAGGACAUUCCCACUUAUUAGAUUGAAAAAAUGAAAUCAUGUGUUUAACAGUGACUCAUAUUUUUGUGUUUCUUCAGGAAUAACGAAGAUCAAGAGAGACAUCGUAUUCGCUGCGAGUCUCUACCUGUAGAGAGCUCAGCUGCUGGUGGAUUCAUAUUUUAUUUUGACCUUUUUAGUUAAGAUUAUUCACACGCGACCCCUCAAUCUUGGUUCAGUUCAGUUCCCUCCAGGUAACGCAUAAUUCCUCCAUUUUUCUGACCACUUCUUCUGGAGCCACGUGAAGUCCUGUUAUGGAUGUCGUAAGGUGCAUCGCAGAAAUGACUGCGCUACUCAGAGUGUGGGAGAAUUCAUCCUCACGGCCAGCACACACUGAAAAGUCAUGCUUUUAUUGUUUCUGUUUACAUCAGGACAGUAGUGCAUAAUAUGACAUUAUUUUUAAAACAUCAGACUAAAAGUAAACAAAACAGGUCAGGCUUUAAUUUAAUUUGAAGGCUCUUGACAAAAUACAUCAGACAGGUAUGUUUCAUUGGAGUUUAUGUUAGUAUGUGAAAUGGCUUUACUUUUCCUUUACCUCUUCUACACAUUUGUACAUAUUUGUAACGUUUUUUUUUUUUUUUUCAAUAAAAGUCUGUAUGGUGAUUUGUUCUGACAUACAGAUGAUACAAAAGCACAUAGUCGUGUGUUCACUGGAUGUUUAUACUGGUUCUUACAGACACAGAGAGCUGAUAGCAGCAUAGCAGUCCAGCAAAGGCAACAUGGGACUUAAA
Molecule: messenger RNA, 21290 nt
Organism: Xyrichtys novacula (pearly razorfish)
Lineage: Eukaryota; Metazoa; Chordata; Actinopteri; Labriformes; Labridae
Source: the annotation of a GenBank genome assembly